Seminavis robusta is the source of this 3923-nucleotide messenger RNA. The record is from the annotation of a GenBank genome assembly. NCBI's taxonomy places the organism in Eukaryota, Bacillariophyta, Bacillariophyceae, Naviculales, Naviculaceae.
CGAAACCUUCCAGCAUGCGUGGUUGCAUUGGCAACCAUAACAAGGUCGAUCAAAAAAAGCAGGGCAAACAGAGCUCAGAUACCCAAUAUCGAUAACCAAUCCAUUCUAUCUAUCUAUCUAUUGUGCUCAGCCAUGAAGACGACAAGUCGAAAGAGCAGCGAAGCUCUGAACACGAUGGCCAUGGCAGCCCCUCCAGGAAGUGCUAGUAAGACACGUCCUGAUCCUCCCGGUCGGAUCAAGAAUUGGUCUAUUAGCAGAACAGCCAGCGACAUUGGCAAUAGUGCCUCCAAGAUGCCUCGCUCUCUGUUUGUCUCGGUGGUUAUUUUGGCAGCCGUCAUUUCCAAUUUGACCUUUUCCGCCUUUACCAGUACCAAGAAAUCCAACUUCAUUUUUGCCACUGAAAUAGAUCGAGCUCUGCAACUCAGGGGGAAUAAUAGCACUCCCACGCCCGCACCCGUCUCGUUGACCCAAGUCAUGACCAUGGACGAUGUGGAAAUUGACGAAGGUGAAGACGACGACACUCCCGUGAAACUGCAACUGACGGCACAACUCGUGGCAGAAGUUACAAAACCACCAGCCAAGGAACAAACCAAACCACACGCGGCCAAAUCGCUGGCUGCUUCUACCACCAGCAGCAAAAACAAGAAGACACAACAGACGACAAUUCAUGAUAUCAACAAGGAGGCUCCCUACGCGCAUCUCAAAGAUGGUGCCUUUAUUCAUCUUGGAAAAACGGGGGGUUCCACUCUAGCCGGUCUCCUCCGCGAUGGCUGUCAUUCUUUUUUGCCUCACCCCUGUGAGAAUCAUCCCAUUAUUGAUAGCGACCAGGAAACACAGGCAUCGCUCAAAACACCACACUAUUAUCACAUUCCCGAUUUCAUCAUGUUACCCUUUCAUCCCGUACGAGAAUUCUACAUUGUCACACUCCGGGAUCCUUUGGAGCGUACCAAAUCCGCCUUUGUCUACAGUCAUCCCAAAAAUGAUAAAACGCUCAAACUCCACGAUCGAGGCUGGCAACGCGUCCUCAAAAUGAACAAGUGGGACAUGGACAAGGUCAUGCAGUGUUUUCCCACUCUAGAGCAAUUUGUGCAAAACAUUGGAGAUGGCAAUGCCUAUCGGAAUUUCGAAUACCCCUGGUUGCCCAAACAACGCAUGAUCCUGUUUCAAGACAAUUGCACCAAUUUUGCCAGGGCCGCCAUGAACCACCGGAUCAAACCCAUGGUACACCUCGAGUGGAAUUUAGAGCAUAUUUACGAAAGCAUGAAUGCCGCAUGGAACCAGACGGUCAUUUUUGCCACACGACAAGAACACAUGGCACAAGAUUGGCAAUCCCUCAAUCACAUGUUGGGAGAAACCAAGGAUACCACAAAGUUUUGGCCCGAAAAGAAAGUACGAGAUGUCUCCAAAGUACAACUCCCCGUGCCAAACGAAUUGAGUGAAGAGGGGCGUGUCCAGCUCUGUCGGGCAUUGCGUGGCGAGUAUCAACGAUAUGUGGAAUACCUCUUUGCAUCGGUCAAUCUGUCACCACAAGACCGACAAGACAGCCUCGAGUUCGCGAAAAAGAGCUGUGGGGAUCAACUCGACUUUUUGAAUGCAAAAGAUCCACUGGCGGCCGUACUCGCCAAUCCGGACCAUACCCCACAGCCGGAAGCAACAGUACCCAAAGGGUCGCAUCUGCCAAACAAGGCCAAAGCCACCGCAACCGUCAAGAAAUCUGCUUACACGAUGCCGACGGGUUCUCCCAGCACGGCAUUAUCCAGCAGCAAGCAUGCGGAACCGAACGAGAGUGCCGCCUAUGCGCAUUUGAAAACGGGUGCCUUUAUCCACUUGAGUCAGACGGGAGGAGACAUUUUGUCUGGAUUCCUCAAAUAUGGAUGCCACUCGUUCAUGCCCAAACCAUGCCCCAACAAGGAACAUAUCCACAACGAAACCAUUGUCUCCAUCAAAACGAAACAAUAUUACCACAUUCCUGAUUUCCACCGUCUACCACCCACAACCGAACCCAAUGACUUUUACAUGGUGUCAUUGCGCGAUCCGUUCGAGCGAACCAAGGCGGCAUUUGUUCACGGCCAUCCGGCCAAUGAAAAGGCUCUGGGCGUCCCCGAUCCCAAUUGGGGCAAAAUGUUGGCCCGACCACUCUACAGCAACAACCUGGCCAAAUUGACCAAGUGUUUUGAUACAUUGGAGAACUUUGUCGCCCAUUUGGGAGAUGGCAAUGACGUGCACAAUUACGUGUACAAUGGGGAUGCCAAGAAAUUAUUUCUCCUCCAAAAGAAUUGUACCGACUUUGCCCGCGCUGUCAUGGAUCAUAAAGUCAGACCGUUGGGAAAGCUCUUUUGGAACCUGGAGCACAUUUACGAGCGCAUGGAGGAGGCGUGGAAUGGGACUGUGAUUUUUACCACACGACAAGAGCAUCUCGUCGCCGACUGGGCAUCUACCAAUGAACUACUGGGGGAGACAAUGGAUACCACACAGCUUUGGCCGCCGGAGAUGGGCAGCGCGGACGAAACCACGCUUCCAGUUCCCAAUAAAUUGAGUGAAGAAGGAAGGAUCCAAUUGUGCCGUGCCCUGAGAGGGGAAUACAGGCGAUACAUCCAGGUUCUUCAGGCAUCUGCCAAUCUAAGUCCGCAGGAUGUGGAAGAGAGUCUUGUCCUAGCCAGGAAGAGUUGCGGUGACCAGCUGGAGUUUCUGAACCUCCCUUCCAGCAUUUCCAUAAUGGGCAGUGUUGGCGCAGAUGCGGACGGUGCAUCGAACCAGCGUAGUCUAUCGGAUGACCCUUCUGCCAAAAAGGCGGCGUCCUCAAUUUCUGUUGAUGCCAGCGCAGCUGAUUAUAAGAAUUUGGAGAAUGGUGCCUUCAUUCAUCUGGGAAAGACGGGUGGAAGCACUCUUGCUGGUUUUCUGAGGCAUGGAUGUCAUCAGUUCCUGCCUCAACCAUGUCCCUGGCACACGAUCAUGAACAGUGAGAAUGAGACGAUGGCAUCGGUAAAGACACGAUACUACUUCCAUCUGCCAGACUUCCCCAACCUGGGCAAAGAAGUGCAUGACUUCUACAUUGUCACUCUACGGGACCCGUAUGAAAGGACCAGGUCGGGUUUUGUCUAUGGCCACCCAGCAAAUGAUAGAAUCUUGGGAAUAAAGGACAGGGAGUGGAGGAAGUUGCUGAAGAAGAACCACAAGGGAAACAUGGGCACUCUAACCAAAUGCUUUCCCACCCUGGAGCAGUUUGUGCAGCACUUGGGCGAUGGCAAUGAUGUCCGCAAGUACAGGUAUCCACUGAGUGAUUCUGUCAACGGACUACAUCAGAAGGAUUGCACCAAUUUUGCAAGGGCAGCAAUGAACCAUCGAGUUAGACCCAUGGGUCACUUGUUUUGGAAUCUGGAGCACAUUUAUGAGCACAUGGCACCGAGGGCGUGGAACAACACAGUGAUUUUUGCAACAAGGCAAGAGCAGAUUGUACAGGACUGGGAAUCCCUGAACCACAUGUUGGGGGAGACCAAAGACACUGUUAAGUUGUGGCCAGAGAAGAAAGCUAGAGAUGUUUCCAAGGUGGUUCUUCCCGUUCCGAAUGAAUUGAGUGAAGAAGGGAGAGUCCAGCUCUGCAGGGCCCUGAGAGGGGAGUAUGAGAGAUACAUUGAAUUCCUCAAGGCCUCUGUGAACUUGACACCGAAAGAUGUGGAAGAGAGUCUGGCAACGUCAAGGAAGAAUUGCGGGGAUCAAUUGGAUUUCCUGUGAGACACUGGUUUUGUAGAGGCGUGAAGUCUCCUGCAUAGUCUUUUCCCAUGUAACUUGGCUCUGCAGGAUGUUGAGUGAAAAACACAUGGUCCAGACAUGACCAGCAUGUCCAACUGUAGCUUUUUGUUUCUGUUUGAUAGUUUUGUCAAAGAUAUAACGAGUAUAUAAGCAAUAAAUGGUGUUUGGUUACU